AUGAAUAUCGCCCCUCACCAGAUCCAUCAUCCAUAUGUAAACCCUCAGGAAAUUCCAUUUCCGACUAUGACACUUCCUGGAGGAGGUCGAUUAGGUUUCUUCCCAGCAGUGAAAACACGAUUCCCAGGUCCUAAUCUGGGAUAUGGAGCCGGUCUUAUGGGUAUGCCUCAUCCUCUUGGCUCAUCCUUAGCUUGGGGUGUAGGGACCGGAAUCGAUAAUACCGCAGCGUCGUGGAGAAGGUAUUACGGUGUCGGAGGAAUGUUAACUGGUUAUCCGUUGCAUUAUCGAUUACCAGGAAAGACAGGACUCGGAGGGUACUAUGGAGGGUGGAGUAUCCGUGAUUGA
Molecule: messenger RNA, 345 nt
Organism: Kwoniella shivajii
Lineage: Eukaryota; Fungi; Basidiomycota; Tremellomycetes; Tremellales; Cryptococcaceae
Exons: 4
Coding region: 1-345 (114 amino acids)
Source: RefSeq, a predicted model, not a curated record